AUGAAAGACAUUCCUACUUCUGAAGGUGAAAUUGAUUUUGAAGUCAAUGGUGUUGAAGGCCCGUGUAAGACUUGGUACAAAGUGUUCGGUACCCUUAAGUCACACAACAAGCCUCUUAUUUGCCUCCAUGGUGGUCCUGGAGUUCCACACAACUACCUUCUCCCACUCUCCGCCAUAGCUGGCAAUACCUCCACGCCCGUCAUUGUCUACGACCAACUCGGUUGCGGCAAAUCUACUCACCUACCGUCUCAACCUGAUGCAAAGAGCUUUUGGACUCCGACUCUAUUUCUUGAUGAAUUGGAGAAUUUGGUUAAGAAAUUGGGUGUGGACACGUACGAUGUGCUUGGACAGAGUUGGGGUGGGAUGUUGGGUGCUAUGCAUGCUAUUAGGAGGCCGAAGGGGUUGAGGAAGUUAAUUGUUGCGGAUAGUCCAGCGAGUAUGGAACUCUGGGUUAAGGCGGCUGAGAAGCUGAAGAGGGGAAUGCCGGAAGACGUCCAAGAGGUUUUGGAGAGAUGUGAGAGGGAGGGGAAGACGGACACCGAAGAAUAUGAAGCUGCGGUCAUGGUAUUCUAUCAGAAGCAUCUCUGUAGAGUUCCGUUCCCUCAGGAUUUGCUGGACAGUUUUGAGGAGCUGAAGAAGGAUAAUACGGUCUAUGGGACUAUGAAUGGCCCCUCUGAAUUCUUCGUCAGUGGAACGUUGAAGACUUGGACGAUUGUCGAUGAGGUUUACAAGAUCGAAGUCCCAACUCUUCUUAUCAACGGACGCUAUGAUGAGGCGCAGGAUGAGGUCGUUGAACCGUUUUUCAAGAAUAUCAAGAAGGUGAAAUGGGUGCGGUUCGCCCAGUCAAGUCAUAUGCCUCACAUGGAGGAACCAGAGGAGUUCAUGGAAGUUGUGCAGAAGUUCAUUGCGGAAUAG
Cadophora gregata is the source of this 915-nucleotide messenger RNA. RefSeq lists its product as uncharacterized. The transcript is spliced from 4 exons. Bases 1 to 915 code for a protein of 304 amino acids. Gene Ontology annotation, biological process: proteolysis. Gene Ontology annotation, molecular function: peptidase activity. The record is from RefSeq and is a predicted model, not a curated record. NCBI's taxonomy places the organism in Eukaryota, Fungi, Ascomycota, Leotiomycetes, Helotiales, Ploettnerulaceae.